AUGUCGGCGCAGGAAAUAGCACAGCUGUUGAGCAACACGAUUCUCAGCCCAGAUGCGGGCGUGCGGUUGCAGUCGGAGACGCAGUUGCGGAAGCUGUCGAACGACAACUUCCUGCAGUACGCGGGGACGCUCUCGCAGCUUCUGGCGGACGAGAGUGUGAUCUUGGAGGCGCGGAUUUUGGCGGCGUUGACGUUGAAGAACGAGUUGGUGUCGAAGGACCCGGUGAAGGGGCAGCAGUUUGCGCAGCGGUGGCUCGGGCUGGUGGACGCGGAGUCGCGGCACCACAUCAAGCAGUUUGCGUUGGCCGCCCUGGUGGACAAGCAGCCGCGGGUGGCCAACGCGUCGGCGCAGCUGAUUGCGGCGAUCGCGGACAUCGAGUUGCCGCGGGAUGAGUGGCCGGACUUGAUGAAGAUCCUCGUCGAGAACACCACGCAGCACCAGCCCGAGAACGUGAAGCGCGCGUCGCUCUUGGUGCUCGGGUACAUCUGCGAGGGCGCGGACCUGUCGAACAAGGCGUUGAUCGCGCAGUCGAACAACAUUCUGAUAGCCAUUGUGCAGGGGGCGCAGAUCUCCGAGCCCUCCAAGGCGGUGCGCUUGACCGCGUUGAACUCGCUUGCCGACUCGUUGGCGUUCAUCAAGAACAACAUGGAGCGCGAGGGCGAGCGCAACUAUUUGAUGCAGGUGGUGUGCGAGGCGACGCAGGCGGACGACGAGGAGAUACAGGCGGCCGCCUUCGGGUGUCUCUGCAAGAUCAUGGCGCAGUUCUACUUCUUGAUGAAGCCGUACAUGGAGCAGGCGUUGUAUGCCCUAACGAUCUCCACCAUGCAGUCGCAGAACGAGAAGGUAGCGUCGAUGGCCGUCGAGUUCUGGUCGACGAUCUGCGAGGAGGAGAUCGAUAUUGCGUACGAGUUGUCCCAGUUUCCCGAGUCGCCCUUGCAGUCGUUCAACUUUGCGCUAUCUUCGUUGCAGGAGGUGGUGCCAAACUUGUUGGUGCUAUUGACGAAGCAGAACGAGGACCCGGAGGAUGACGACUGGAAUCUGGCGAUGUCUGCCGGCGCAUGUUUACAGCUUUUUGCGCAGAACUGCGGCAACUACAUUGUGGAGCCUGUCUUGCAGUAUGUUGAGCAGAACAUAACGAGCGAGAACUGGAGACAGCGUGAAGCGGCUGUGAUGUCGUUCGGUUCCAUCCUAGAUGGUCCAGAUAAAGUUCAAUUGGUCAGCUUGGUCCACCAGGCCCUACCUCCGAUACUUAACUUGAUAAACGAUCCUGUCUUACAGGUCAAGGAGACGGUUGCAUGGUGCAUAGGCCGUAUUGCCGAUCUUGUGGUCGGCGCUAUCGAUCCACAGCGGCACUUGUCGGACGUUAUUAACGCCUGCUUGCUGGGUUUGAACGACCAUCCGAAAGUUGCAACGAAUUGUGCGUGGACUAUCAUCAACUUGGUAGAACAGCUCGCUGAUAACCCCGGUUCUCCAAUAUACAAUUACUACCCUGUCCUAGUUGACUCCUUAAUGAAAACUGCGAAUAGGCCCGAUAAUGAGCAUGGUGUUCGUGCCUCUGCAUUCUCUGCUUUGACUACCUUAGUUGAGUUCUCUACUGACCAAGUGGGUGAAUCCGUUACAUCCAUUUCAAGUUACGUUUUGGAUAAGCUAGGCCAUACCAUAAACAUAGAUGAGGGCCAGCUAAGCACGGAUGAUAGGCAAAGUUUAGAGGAACUUCAGUCGAACAUAUUGACGGUUUUAUCGGCUUCUAUUAGAAAGAAUCCGCAGUCAGUCUCCGCUGUGUCUGACAUGCUAAUGGACCUGUUUUUGAAGCUAUUGAGUAAGAAGGACUCUUCAUAUAUCGAAGACGACGUUUUUUACGUCAUAUCCUCUCUCGCAACGUCUAUGGGUAAGGGUUUCGAAAGAUACUUAGAGACAUUCUCGCCAUACUUAGUGCACGCUCUGAACCAGGUCCAGUCGCAGGUCUCUGUCACCGCUGUGGGUUUGAUUGCGGAUAUUUCGAACUCCUUAGAAGACGACUUCAAGAAGUUUGCCCCUGCAUUUAUGAACGUCUUAGGUUCUAUGAUCUCUUCUCAAGAUGCUCGCAUGGAGUUGAAGCCUGCAGUACUUUCUGUUUUUGGAGACAUUGCUUCUAACAUCGGCGAUGACUUUAUCCCAUACCUCAACCAGGUCAUGGCGUUAUGCGUUGCAGCCCAAAACUCCGGCCCAGAGAGCGCGUCCUUGGAUGCACUCGAGUACAACGUUAAGGUCCAGGAAGCAGUGCUGGACGCCUAUGUCGGCAUGGUUGCUGGCCUACACUCGCAGCCGGACGCCCUCUUCCAGUAUGCGGGCACAAUCUUCCAGUUUUUGAGUUCCUUCGCCGAAAAUCCAGCCUUAAGCAGUGAGGACACUUCUGCUAGAUCCGCUGUCGGCAUCAUCGGAGACAUCGCCUCCAUGUUCCCCGAUGGUAGGAUAAAGCAAUUGUACGCCCAGACUUGGGUCACAGAGUUUAUCAAGAAAACAAGAAGUAACCCCAACUUUAGUCAGGCAACUAAGGAUACUGCUAGAUGGGCUAGAGAACAACAAAAGCAUCAACUAACCCUAUAG
This is a messenger RNA of Eremothecium gossypii ATCC 10895, 2586 nucleotides long. RefSeq names its product karyopherin beta (gene KAP95). Gene Ontology annotation, cellular component: nucleus; cytoplasm. The transcript has a single exon. The coding region runs from base 1 to 2586 and encodes 861 amino acids. Lineage: Eukaryota; Fungi; Ascomycota; Saccharomycetes; Saccharomycetales; Saccharomycetaceae. Gene Ontology annotation, molecular function: small GTPase binding; nuclear import signal receptor activity. Gene Ontology annotation, biological process: protein import into nucleus. The record is from RefSeq and is marked provisional.